Messenger RNA from Camelina sativa (false flax), 417 nucleotides. Lineage: Eukaryota; Viridiplantae; Streptophyta; Magnoliopsida; Brassicales; Brassicaceae. The record is from RefSeq and is a predicted model, not a curated record.
GCUGAGACUGAAAAAGUGGACGAAGAUGCUAAGGUCACAAAAGAUGAGGGACAAGCAGAGGCUACCAACAUGGACGAAGAUGCAGAUGGAAAGAAGGAGCAAACUGAUGAUGGUGUUUCAGUGGAAGAUACUGUAAUGAAGGAUGUGGAAUCCAAAGACGAUGACAAUGCCAAAGAUGAUGAAAAGCAAGACACCAAAGAGACGGGUAGUACUGAAGCAGACCACAAGAAAGCUGGGAAAGAAUCAGAGGAGGACAUAAAACAUGAAGGUGAAAAGUCAAAUGGAACGAAAGAUGGGAAUACCGAAGACAUCAAAGAGGAAGGAAAGCUGGUAGAUGAAGAAGCGACAGAAACUGUUGAAAAAGUGGAUAAUAUGGAUGAAAAGAAAGAAGUGGAGAAAUGUGAAGGCGCAGAAUGA